CGCGGCCGCCACCAGAGGGCAGCCAGGGAGCGCGCGCGGGCGGCAGGGCCGGACCCCCAGAUGUGACCCCUGCCCUGGGCUGGAUGCACUGAGCCAUGGCAGACACCAUCUUUGGCAGCGGGAAUGACCAGUGGGUCUGCCCCAAUGAUCGGCAGCUUGCCCUGCGAGCCAAGCUGCAGACAGGCUGGUCUGUGCACACCUACCAGACCGAGAAGCAGAGAAGGAGCCAGCGCCUGAGCCCAGCCGAGGUGGAGGCCAUCCUGCAGGUCAUUCAGAGGGCCGAGCAGCUGGACACCCUGGAGCAGCAGAGGAUCGGAAAGUCUGCACCAAAUGUGGGAUCGAGGCCUCUCCUGGUCAGAAGCGGCCCCUGUGGCUGUGUAAGAUCUGCAGUGAGCAAAGAGAGGUCUGGAAGAGGUCGGGGGCCUGGUUCUACAAAGGGCUCCCCAAGUAUAUUUCGCCCCCGAAGAGCCCAGGCUGGGCUGAUGACCCCCACUUCCGGCCUUUCUCUGUGGAACGGGCAGAGCCAGAGCCCAGAAGCACUGAGACCAGCCGCGUCUACACGUGGGCUCGAGGGAGAGUGGUUUCCAGUGACAGUGACAGUGACUCAGAUCUCAGCUCUUCUAGCCUGGAGGACAGACUCCCGCCCGGUGGGUCCCGGGAAAAGAAAGGCAACAAACCCGUGGCGGAGUCAGGUGGCGGCGUGGAGUCUCCCAGAAUGGGCCUCACCGGCCCACGCAGCCACCUCUCGGGGAGCCAAAGCAGCCUGGCCAGCGAGACCGGGGCAGGAGGCUCUGCGGACCCUCAGAGGGGCACGCUGCCCCAGCCUGAGCCCAAGGGCCCUGGCAAAAGACACACCUGGGGGCCUCCCCACUGCUGACGUGGCCUUCGAGGGAGGGUCGGUGCACGGAGCCAACUCGCCUGUGGGAGACUGCGAGCGAGAGAGAGCUGCGGCCGGGCUUCCCGGAUCCUCCCUGACUUGACUCAGCAAAUCAGUGUUUGGGGCCUGAGGCCAGGGCCCCACCUCGUGCCUUUCUGCGCCCUCCAUUGGGGGCCCCCCUCGCCCACCAUUCCCCUUGGGCUGUGAUCUUUAUUUAUUGUCUCACACACACGCUGGCUUCCCCGUGUUCUGGUGGGUCUUGGGUCGGGCCGGAAGGCUUUGGGGCCCCUCUUGCGGGGCCUCUCGUAUGCACUGAAGUUCUAGGAGGGACCCUGCACGGGCCCUCUCGGUGUUUGUAUUAAUGGCGAGAAGAACUAUAACCCUCAUGUACCCCGCAGAGCCGAGCUUGGCCCCUCAAGGUGGGUGCGGAAGCCCAGAGCAGGUGCGAUGAGAGAUGAGCCCACCCUCGCCCCGUCCCUCAGCUCCCCGGGGCUGGAGCCGCAUCUGCCUUCCCAGGGGACUGGCUCCGUGUUCGGUUUCUUUGACUCCCUCCGUUGACCUCUGUGUUUUCACUCUGCCAGGGCACAUGGGUCCUAAGACAUGAACUCACUUCUCUUCAGUAGGUUGGGCUGGGUGUGAAAAAACACUCAAUUCAAAGCGCAGCCAAAUGCUUCUGGAAGCCGUCCCUGAAGAGAAAGCGUGUGUUUGUGCACGUUGGUGUCCUCGCCCUCCAGCCCUUCCAUCCCGCCGCCCCCCCACUCCCGCCACCGGAGGGCGGGGACAGGUUCUCCGUGGGCCCUGUCUGCUCCAAACCCUUAGCUUUCUGCCUUGCCGUGUUUCCCUGGGACAUGUUAUGCUUCAGAAUUAAAACAAUAAAAGAUUUGAAUUUGCGUUGA
This is a messenger RNA of Chinchilla lanigera (long-tailed chinchilla), 1773 nucleotides long. It is a transcript of the gene Rph3al, whose product is annotated as rabphilin 3A-like (without C2 domains). The coding region runs from base 96 to 980 and encodes 294 amino acids. Gene Ontology annotation, molecular function: small GTPase binding. Lineage: Eukaryota; Metazoa; Chordata; Mammalia; Rodentia; Chinchillidae. The transcript is spliced from 8 exons. Gene Ontology annotation, biological process: intracellular protein transport. The record is from RefSeq and is a predicted model, not a curated record.